AUGGAUGCCGUGAACUUUGUUGUGUCAUCUCUGGCUCAAGCCAUGGACUCAGGAGAUCCGGCCUUAGGUCAGCCCAACUCAAUCUCAGCUGGUGUUCUUAGGGGCGUUCCACAGGGCUCAGUUUUGGGUCCUGUCCUCUUUUUGCUCUUCAUCAACGACCUCCCGAGGAUUGUGUCUGGUGUCAAUGCCAGGAUUUGCUUGUUUGCGGAUGACAACAUUUCACUCACGGUAAGGAGCUCCGAAUCUCAGUUAAGGUCUUCGGACCUCGACAUCGGAGAAGGUUUAGUGAGAUUGUGCAUUGGUUUGAACAAAAUGAGCCUCAAACUGAAUGGCUCCAAAACAAAUCUCAUGGAAUUUUCCAUAGAGUGGUUCG
Messenger RNA from Homalodisca vitripennis (glassy-winged sharpshooter), 373 nucleotides. RefSeq lists its product as uncharacterized. NCBI's taxonomy places the organism in Eukaryota, Metazoa, Arthropoda, Insecta, Hemiptera, Cicadellidae. The annotation marks the transcript as partial. The record is from RefSeq and is a predicted model, not a curated record. The transcript is spliced from 2 exons.